Messenger RNA from Musca domestica (house fly), 1952 nucleotides. It is a transcript of the gene Nemp, whose product is annotated as nuclear envelope integral membrane protein. NCBI's taxonomy places the organism in Eukaryota, Metazoa, Arthropoda, Insecta, Diptera, Muscidae. Bases 126 to 1667 code for a protein of 513 amino acids. Gene Ontology annotation, cellular component: nuclear envelope. The record is from RefSeq and is a predicted model, not a curated record. The transcript has 4 exons.
AUUAAUCCGUAUCGCCGCUACAGCCCGGUAUUGAGGAGGAUUGUUUAUUUUUGUGUUUCUAUUCUAUUUUUAGAUUUUUAGUUGAUGUUUUCAAACAAUUUUGAAAUUUCUUAAAUGAAGAAGCAAUGAAAACUUCAAUAUUUUUAUUGUUGAUAUCAUUAUUUGCGGCAAGAGCUGCCGAGGUUGUGCCAAACACAUCAUCCGCGCGCAACAACAAAGUUAGAUAUUUAGAAGCUGGAGAAAUCUACAACUAUGAACCGCUGCGACGACAUCGUGGAUUCUUUGAAAGGGAUUUACGCACCUAUUGCUACAAGGGCGAGGAUAGAACAUUGCGGCGUCUUUUCGAAACGGUGGAGCUGAUUUUGGAAAUUGAAGGUGAUGAUUACACGCAAUAUGAUGGUUCAUCGCCCGAAGAGGUUCAACAGCAUUACGAUGAACAUCGUUCCCUGUUCAGUUUCAAUUUGUUUAGCCAGAAACGUUCACGUCUACCGCUUUCGCCAUUUGUUUCCAGCUGUAUGGGCAUUGAAACCAUUGAACCUUAUCGCAUACGUUUGCAUAAGGUUAGGGUAGAUUUCUGGCGUGUUCUUCAAUUGAUAAUUGGAUGUCUGAUAUUUCAAUAUGCUGGCAAGUUGUCACAUAACUCUCUGUUUUACUACAUAACCGGUGUAAUGUUGGGCAUAUGCUCAUCAUUUAUGCUGCUGAUAUGGUUGUCGAGUAAACUGGUUCCACGACGCACCAUGAUGUAUGGCGUUCUAAUUGGUGGCUGGACCAUUGGUCUGUAUGUCAUACAAAUGCUGUGGGAAAAUCUACAAGUUAUCAUUGUGACCUAUCGCACCUAUGUCUUUUGGUAUAUUCUAAUAACGGGAGUGGUUUCGUUCUUUUUCUGUUAUCGUUGGGGACCACCGACAAAUAAGCGUUCGAAAAAUAUAAUCAAAUGGCUGCUGCAAUUGAUGUCAUUGCUUCUCAUCUAUUUGUCAAGUUAUUACGAGGAGGCUACAGCGGCGAUUAUUAUAAUUACAAUUGUCUUGCAUUAUUUUCCUCGUUCCUUUUGGUACAAAUGUCGAGCUUUGUGGUUGCGUAAAUUUCCACCAAAACGCCGUCUGCUUACCAACGAAGAAUACUAUGAACAAGGUGUACGUGAGACCACCAAAGCAUUGGAAGAAUUGCGCCAGUUUGCCAGUAGUCCUAACUGCAAUCAGUGGAGGGUCAUGAGCAAACUUCGUGAUCCAUUACGCUUUGCUGCCUUUGUUGAGGGCGCCUCCCAUUUACGCGAUGAAGAGAUUUUACGUUUUGAGUCCUCGAAAGAUGAUGAAGAUGAUAGCAAUAAUUCUGAUAUCAUUUUGGAUGAAAGCGAGACUGAAGAACAAAACAGCUAUCAUUACAACAAAUCACGUCGUUCAACCUCUCGACGUCCAUUGCAAGAUGAUAUAAGUGAAGAUGAAGAUUACAAUGGGGGUAAUGCCUAUAGAGGCGGUACGCCACAAAACAGCAAUGCUUUGCGAUAUAGUGCUGCCACCUCUUCAACAUCAUCAUCUGCGGGGCGGCAGAGAGCACGUCAUUUAACACCCACAAAUACGGUAUACAAAUCAACUCGCUCAAGUGUAACCAGAUCAGCCAACAGAAUAACCAGGCGUGAGGAACGCGAUGAAUUCAGUGAUGAUGGUUAAGACAAUAAGAUGUUUCUAUGUUUACAAUUAACUAUUUAUUUUUAAUUUGUUGUUUGUGAGUUUUUGUCUUAAUAUUUUUUUUUAUUCCUCGAACUGAUCUUACAAUUCAGGUACUGAUGAUCUUUGUAACUCCAAAUAAUAUUUCACAAUUUUUGAAUUAAAUGGAAAUUUAAAUAAAAAAUAAUUUAAGAUAUUUUGUAAGUAAGUCUUAAGAACAUAGACUGAGCCUAGGAACAAGAAACCGGAAAACAAAGACUAGAAUAAAACUGUCAUUAUUUUACUUAA